Molecule: messenger RNA, 3358 nt
Organism: Vitis riparia (riverbank grape)
Lineage: Eukaryota; Viridiplantae; Streptophyta; Magnoliopsida; Vitales; Vitaceae
Product: receptor-like protein kinase FERONIA
Exons: 1
Coding region: 167-2863 (898 amino acids)
Biological process (GO): protein phosphorylation
Molecular function (GO): ATP binding; protein kinase activity
Source: RefSeq, a predicted model, not a curated record
CUUCUCACCCAGUAUUUUUACGUAGGAAAUGCCCGGUGCUAAUAUAAAAGCAUAGUCCUUCCCUGCUUCUGUGUGAUAAAAGCAGCUUCUCCUCUCCAAGAUUUAACUUCCUCUCUUCUUCCCUAAUAUCUCUCCAUUGCAAAAAUUGGGGGCUUCAUCUGCCACCAUGAGGAAUACUGGCCACAGAUGCCUCUGUUUAAUCAUUCCAUCCAUUCUCACCCCUGUCUAUCUCUUUAUCUUCCUCCACUACCUCACCAUCCCCAUCCCCAUCGCCGGUUACACCCCUACAGAAAACUUCGCCAUCAAUUGUGGCUCCUCCGAAAACUGGCAAGGAUUGGGCAGGAACUGGACGGGCGACGUCGGUUCCAAAUUCUCCCCCUUGGAAAAGGGCAAGCUAUCAACAACAUCUCAAGCAGAUAAACCGCCCUCUUCAUUGGGUCCCUAUUCCACAGCGCGGCUAUCUCGCUAUGAGUUCACAUACUCAUUUCCCCUCACAGCCGGCCAGAAAUUCAUUCGCUUGCACUUUUAUCCAUCUUCAUACGGGCAGUUCGACGGAUCUAAAGCUUUUUUCUCGGUCAAAACCGGUGGUGGCUACACUCUUCUUAGCAACUUCAGUGCUGCCCUUGCUGCUGAAGAUCUUCGUAAGGAAACGAUAGUGAGAGAAUUCUGUAUCUACUUCAAUGAAGAAGGUGAGAAGCUGAAUAUAACAUUCAUUCCCACUGCGGCUGCAGAUGCAUACGCUUUUAUUAACGGAAUUGAAAUAGUCUCCAUGCCCGACGAUCUCUACUACAGUUCUUCACAAGAUGGAGGGUUUCAGUUUAUCGGUCAACAGAAUUCAUUUCGCAUUGAAACAGAUUAUGCUCUGGAAAUGGUAUACCGACUAAACGUAGGCGGGCAAUAUGUUUCGGCCAAGGAUGACACCGGCAUGUUCCGUACUUGGGAUAUGGACGAUGACUACUGUAUGAAACUAGCAUUUGUACCCGCCAACACCAGCAUUAAUCUGAAAUUCACCCAAAUACCAAAUUACACGGCACCUCUUGAUGUCUACCAGACCGCCCGGACCAUGGGAAACAACAAAACUGAGAACAUGGGAUAUAAUCUUACUUGGGUUUUGCCUGUGGACGCUGGUUUUAGUUACCUGCUUAGAUUACAUUUUUGCGAGUUCCAACCAGAGAUCCAGCAGCAGCAGGACAGGGAGUUCACGAUUUUCAUAGCUAACCAGACGGCGGAGAAUCAUGCAGACGUGAUCACAUGGAGCGGCGGAAACGGAGUUCCCAUAUACAGAGAUUAUGGGGUAAUGAUGCCAAGCCAGGGAAGUAACAAAAAACAAAACCUCUACAUACAACUGCAUCCUAACCCGGAUUAUGAAACCGCUUACAAUGAUGCAAUCCUCAACGGAAUCGAGCUGUUCAAACUCAGCAAUUCUGAAAACAGCUUCGCCGGGCCCAAUUCAGACCCACUGGAGGCUCCUGCCCCAUCACCGCCUGCGCAGUCUACCUCGCCCAAGGGUAACAAAACAAAGCUUAUCGCGAUUUCCGGUAGUGUGGUUGCAGGCCUAAUCGCGCUCUCUGUUAUAGCUCUCUUUAUUGUCUGGCGAGGAAGGAGAGUGAGAGAUUCAGAACCCAGCGAUGGAGGAUCAUGGUGGGGCCAAUUUUCUUAUAACUCGGUGAAGUCCACGAAGACCAGCCGCUCAUCUCUGCCCUCCGAUCUGUGCCGUCACUUCACUCUGCAAGAAGUCAAGGUGGCCACUAACAAUUUCGACAAAGUCUUCAUCAUCGGCGUCGGAGGCUUUGGGAACGUGUACAAAGGGUAUAUCAACGGCGGAACAACACCGGUGGCAAUCAAACGGUUGAAUCCAGAGUCACAGCAGGGGGCCCAGGAAUUCCAGACUGAGAUCGAGAUGCUUUCCCAGCUCCGCCACCUUCAUCUGGUAUCUCUAAUCGGCUACUGCAACGACGAUCGCGAGAUGAUCCUCGUGUACGAUUACAUGGUCCACGGCACUCUCCGCGAUCAUCUCUACAAAACAGAUAAUCCUCCAUUGUCGUGGAAGCAGAGGCUCGAGAUUUGCAUUGGCGCAGCUCGAGGGUUGCACUAUCUUCAUACAGGUGUGAAGCACACGAUCAUUCACCGGGAUGUGAAGACAACCAACAUCCUGUUGGAUGAGAAAUGGGUGGCCAAAGUUUCGGAUUUCGGAUUGUCAAAGAUGGGCCCUACCAGCAUGUCGAACGCCCACGUCAGCACAGUGGUGAAGGGUAGUUUCGGGUAUUUGGACCCAGAGUAUUACCGGCGGCAACAGCUAACGGAGAAAUCCGACGUGUACUCAUUCGGUGUGGUUCUGUUUGAAGUACUGUGCGCGAGGCCACCCCUGAAUCAGAUGGUGGAGAAAGAGCGGGUGAGUCUAGCACAGUGGGCCCCGGCCUGCUAUCGAGAUGGGAAGCUCGAACAGAUCGUUGAUCCUUUUUUAAAGGGUAAGAUAGCGCCGGACUGUCUGCAGAAGUUUGGGGAGAUCGCAGUGAGUUGUUUGCAGGAUCAGGGGAUCGAACGGCCAUCCAUGAGCGAUGUGGUGUGGGGCCUUCAAUUUGCAAUGCAGCUACAGGAGAGCGCGGAGCAGGAGAUGGAGCAGAGUGGGUCAUGGAGAAAAGUGAAGGACGAGGAAGCCCCACUGAAGGCCUCCAUUACUGAUGAUAGUGACGAUUUGUACGUGUUAACUAGUAAUAGUAAUAGUGGAGGCACGUGGGAUUCGAAGAGCAGUUGGGUAAUGAUACCAUGUAGCGGAGAAGAAAAAAGUUCAACCAGUUGUGCAUCUGAUGCGCUGAUGUCAGGUGCCGUGUUCUCUGAGAUCCUGAACCCAAAGGGGCGAUGAGAUGCAUCCGUCUCCACAUCUCCAUCGCCCUUUAUCAUGAUGCGGCCUCUCCAAUUUUUAAUUAGCAUAAAGUAAGUUUUAUGAAAUUUAGACUGUACUGGGUUGUUGAAAAUUGUAAUUUUCUUUUUCAAUAGCAUAUGAAAAGGGUCCAAAUGACGAAAAUUCAAAUCAAACAUGGCCUACUAUAUAGGACAAGACAUCUUUUUAAAUGUUGACGAAGAGGAAGCCGAGAGAGACUAGUCGCCGAAUAAUGAGACUGGUGGGACGUCACUUUCACGUCGAAGCUUGUGGAAGGAAACAAAAAAAGGCAUACACUUUUUGUGUAGGUGGGAGAUAAGCUAUUUCUUAAAGGAAGGUUGGGAUGGAGUUUACAGGUGAAAAGGUUCAGGUGCUCAGAUUUUGAAUGGGGCAUAAGAGAUAUAAUCUGACCAUUUCUCUUUUAUUCUUUUUGCCUUUUUUCCUUUUACUUUUUAACUUAAGUUUACACUGCUACUA